Messenger RNA from Echinops telfairi (small Madagascar hedgehog), 2880 nucleotides. RefSeq names its product pleckstrin homology, MyTH4 and FERM domain containing H3 (gene PLEKHH3). Gene Ontology annotation, cellular component: cytoskeleton. NCBI's taxonomy places the organism in Eukaryota, Metazoa, Chordata, Mammalia, Afrosoricida, Tenrecidae. The coding region runs from base 425 to 2671 and encodes 748 amino acids. Gene Ontology annotation, biological process: signal transduction. The record is from RefSeq and is a predicted model, not a curated record. The transcript has 14 exons.
GCGGCCCGGGCCCCGGCCACCGGAUGCCCUACCGGACACAACCCUCCCAGGGGCUUGGACAACUGCCCACCUCGGACACUGCACCGGACACUGCCCCCCACAGGACUGGACACUACAACGGACACUACUUCCCAGCUCCGGACAUUGCUCCCACCUCCCCCCCACCCCGGUCCUGGACGCUCUUCCCCCUCCCCCUCUGUGGACCAGGCACCGAGCCCCCCCACCCCCCUCCCCGCAAGCUCCAGCUAGCGUCCCCUGGAACCCCAGAGCUGGACACGGCUCUCCCUGUUGCUCUCGCCUUCCCUCUCAUCUCCUGUCCUCCCGACCCCCACCCCGCUGGGUCGGAGCCCCGACAGUUUCCCAGAUCCCCUGCUGCCUGCCCGCGGCCGCCCGCGCCCCCAUCCCCAGCCGCUGGCCCGCCCGGAUGCCUCUCCCCGGGGGACUGUGGUGGCUCCUGUGCUGCCGCCGAGGCUUCACCCUUCUGCACCGGGACUACGGGGACGGCGAGCUUAGCGGGGACGGGGACGAGGACGAGGACGAGGAGACUUUUGAGCUGCGGACUCCGAAUCUGGCGGGCGGCGGGAGGGGCCCCCUGGACGUGACGCUGACUCAGCCGGUGAGAACCGGGCCCGUCUCCGACAGGCUGCAGAGUUCAGAUGAGACGCGGAGCCUCAUUCCGGAGAAGGGACCGCCCGAGGACGACCCGGACGUCGUCGUGAAAGGCUGGCUGUACCGCGAGCCCCGCAGAGGAGGGGCGCGGCCCUGGCUGCCCCCGCGCCGGGCCUGGUUCGUGCUCACGCGGGACUCCCUGGACCAGUACAGCAGCAGCGGGGAUGGGGCGCGGCGCCUCGGGAGCCUGGUGCUCACCAGUUUGUGCGCCGUGACCGGCCCGGAGCGCAGGCCCAAAGAGACUGGUCUAUGGUCAGUGACCGUGUCUGGCCGCAAACACAGUGUGCGGCUCUGCUCACCACGCCAGACAGAAGCUGAACGCUGGGGGGUGGCCCUUCGAGAAGUGAUUGCAGCCAAGGCCCCCCUGGAGACCCCCACCCAGCUACUGCUCAGGGACAUUCAGGAGAGCUGUCAGGACCCGGAGGCUGUGGCCCUCAUUUACCACCGCAACCCUAUCCUGAGGCACACGAGUGGGGCCUUGUAUGCCCCACUCCUGCCCCUGCCCUAUGGAGCGAAUGCCCCAGGUCCGGGCUAUGCGCCCUUGAGGGAGGAGGCGGUUCGGCUGUUCUUGGCGCUGCAGGCCCUGGAGGGGGCGCGGAGCCCUGGGCCCCUGAUGCAAGGUGUGCUCCAGACCUGUCAGGACCUGCCAGCGCUGCGGGAUGAGCUCUUCUUACAGCUGGCUAAGCAGACCUCGGGCCCCACGGGCCCUCCCGGGCCCCCUGCGACCCAUGACCCUGCUACCCUGCGGUACUGGCAGCUCCUCACCUGCAUGAGCUGCACCUUCCGGCCUGGGGGAACAGUGCGCGGGCACCUCCUGGGGCAUCUGGAGAGAACCGAGCAGGCCCUCCCAGAUUCUGAGCUGGCUGAAUAUGCGCGCUUCAUCAGAAGAGCGCUGGGCCGGACACGCGGCCGCGAGCUGGUGCCGUCGUUGGCGGAGAUUUCCGCGCUGAGCCGGCGGCAGGAGCUGCUGUGCACCGUGCACUGUCCCGGGGCUGGUGCCUGCCCAGUGGCCAUCGAUUCGCACACCACUGCCGGGGAGGUGGCCCGAGAGCUAGUCGGGCGAUUGGGCUUGGCCCGGAGCCGCAACUCUUUCGCGCUGUAUGAACAGCAUGGGGCGCAGGAGCGAGCCCUGGCUGGGGGGACCCUCGUGGCCGACGUGCUCACCAGGUUUGAGAAUUUGGCCGCUGGGGAAGAAGCCGGUCUGGUGGACCUGCCAGACUCGGGCUGGAGACUGUGUCUGCGUCUUCACGGACCUCUGCACCCCGAGGGGCUGUCCCCAGACGGUCACGAACUGCCGUUCCUCUUCGAGCAGGUGAAAGGAGAACAGCGCUCCAUUGGGUUUUUGGCGGCUCACGUUUGCGAGCGAGCCGAUCCGAGGCGCCUCGGGGUGGACCCGAGUCUCAAGCCUUUCCGCCCUCGCCUUUUAUACCACCCGGACACGCCCUCCCUCCUAGGCGCCCCUGUAGCCGGACCUCAGAUCCCAGGUGGCGGCCCCGGCACCGCGACGGCCCUGCUGGGCGGCUGGAAGCGGCUUCGGGGAAUGGGCCGAGCGGAGGCCAUGGCUGCCUACCUGGCUCUGGCAGCGCAGUGUCCGGGGUUCGGCGCUGCUCGGUAUGACGUUCUGGAGCUGAGCACGGAGCCUGGUGGAGGCCCUCCACAGAAGUUAUGCCUGGGCCUGGGCGCCAAGUCCAUGUCCCUCUCCCGCCCAGGAGAGACAGAGCCCAUCCACAGUGUCAGCUAUGGCCAUGUGGCCGCCUGCCAGCUAACCGGACCCCAUACCAUGGUGUUGAGGGUGGGAGAGAGCCAGCUUGUCCUGCAGAGUCCCCAGGUGGAAGAGAUCAUGCAGCUGGUGAAUGCCUACUUGGCCAGCCCCUCCCCUGAGAGGCCCCACAGCAGCCCUUCACCAUGCCAAGACCAGCCAGACAUCUCCCCUCCCAGCCAGCACCCGGGCCUGGACGAGCCCCAGCGACAGUCUGGCUGUUUGGGGCAGCUGCAGGACUGAGCCUGCCAAGAGGUCAUGACCUCCCUCCUGCUCCCAGCCUGGGCCUGGACUGUUCUGAGAUCUGAGGACGCUGUGGACCCUUUUGGCCCUGCAGGGACAGAGUAUACCCUCAACCCAGGGGCUGCGAUUUUCUAGGUUGUUUCUUAAUUUAUUUGUAGAAGAGAAGCAAAAAAAAAAAAAAUCCUUAUUUACACAAAGUCUUCUGAUGA